AGAUGGAAGAACAGGGGACUUACAAGAGUUAAAGCAAAGAAGAACUUCAUGCACCCUUUCAGAGUUCAGACACGACCAGUCCAUUCCUGAUUGCUCCAUAAUAAUUACCUACAAAAGUGAAAGAAGUCUGAGAACAGAGGAAUAGAGGCCGGUCUUCAAGGGAACAAUGUGUAUAGCAGCUUUCGUCUGGCUCUCUCACCCUCUCUACGCUUUGAUCCUCCUGCAGAACAGAGAUGAAUACCAUGACAGGCCAACGAAACCAGUGGGAUGGUGGGAAGAGAGCGAGAUACUGGGAGGGAGAGAUGAGGUGGCAGGAGGGACAUGGUUGGCUUGUUCCAGAGGGGGAAGAGUGGCUUUCCUCACCAGUGUCUUGGAGCUUCAUACCCUCCCGGAGGCUCGGAGCAGGGGUGACCUCCCGGUGCUCUUCCUAGAGGGUACAAAAAGUCCAAAGGAAUUUGCGGAAGAGCUGGUGAAAGAGGCCCAUCAAUACAAUGGCUUCAAUCUUAUAGUGGCCGACCUUCACUCCAAUACAAUGAUGUACAUCUCAAACCGCCCGAAAGGAGAUGCCGUUACCGUUCAAGAAGUUUCCCCGGGCAUUCAUGUGCUCUCAAAUGCAAAGCUAGACUCUCCAUGGCAUAAGGCUAAGCGCCUGCAACAGAACUUCGAGGAACUGCUCAGAAAGUGCAGAAACGAUGAGUUACCCGUCAAGGAGAUGGUGGAGAAAUUAAUGAGAGACACCGUGAAAGCUGACAAAAGCACUUUACCUCGUAUAUGCUCCGCAGACUGGGAACUCAAUCUAAGCUCCAUAUAUGUUGAGGUUGACACCCCACUGGGACGUUAUGGGACUCGGAGUACAGCUCUUCUGACAGUAAAAGCAAAUGGAGAAGUGAGCUUCUAUGAGAAGUAUCUUGAGGAGGGUAUGUGGAAGGAGAAAGAUGUGAAAUAUUACAUGAAGCAGCUAAAGUCGAGUGUAGUAUCACCAUGAAUGGGGUUUCUCUCAUCCAAUCGAUCUGCAAAGUGAAAAAGUGGGAAUUCCUGUUGGACAUAACAGUUGCUAAGGUCAUUGGAAUUGAUUGAUAAAAAAUAUCCCUUUGCAUUCUUAUUACAUCAUAUCAGCAAUCAUGUAUGAACAACAAGGUGAGUUAACUCUCAUAAAGGGGUUUUUCAAGAAUCGAUACGUACCUACUUUUUGAUUAUAUCAUCGACCUUCCCAGCUCGUUGGAUGUCUGAGAUUUAUAAUCAAAUGAACUAUUGCUGCUGUCCA
This is a messenger RNA of Punica granatum (pomegranate), 1264 nucleotides long. The record is from RefSeq and is a predicted model, not a curated record. NCBI's taxonomy places the organism in Eukaryota, Viridiplantae, Streptophyta, Magnoliopsida, Myrtales, Lythraceae.